UUUUUUUAAAGUCCUCCCACAAAGAACCCGGACACUUGUGUGUGCGUGUGUAUGACUGCAUGUUGUAAUGUGACAAUAAAAGAUGCAACAUUUCAUCAUUUGCACCUAUGAAAAAGGGGCAUUUUUUUAACUUAAGUGAAAGUAGGUUAUCCACUCCUUUGAGCCAAAGCAAUAUCUGCAACAGGCACGGUGUGGCUUUGUAAAACCAAGACUUUUUUGUCUGUUUCAUGUUACUUAGAUAGUUUUAGCAUUUUAUAAUUGAGACGACGAUGUCCACCGACUGCCAGAAGACCACUGCCAAGGCCAUCCCGUCGACCAGGACGGUGACUGUCAACGACGCGGAGCACAUGCCUCAUGACUACUCCUCUACUCCCGGUGGGACCCUGUUCAGCACGACCCCGGGUGGUACCAGGAUAAUAUACGACCGAAAGUUCCUGCUGGAGUGUCGUAGGUCCCCAGUUGCCAAGACCCCUCCGCGAGGUCUGCCCAGCAUUCCAGGGGUGACAGGUUGUCCCUCCAAACACACCAGUGAGAAGUCUCAUAAUGGAGAACUACUGAAAGACACCACUGCACCUGAGAGCAACAACCCUGGUGAGGAUGCACAGUUUGAAAUCGACAUCUAGGUGGUGCCAGAGCAAGUAUUAAGAUAUCAGACUUACCAACAGGAUGCUGUGGUGAGAGAGAUUCAGGCGCACCUUCUCUUUUCUCACUAUCCAUUCCAUGAAGGCAAGUUCACCUGUAGGAUCCGCAGUGUCUUAGUGUUUCCUAGUCUAUCUUUGUACACCUCUUUGUUUAUUUUGCCCACAUCAAAACUAUCAUGAAACCCUAUUUGUUUAUGCGUGACAAAGUGUGCCUUCCUGUAGUGACUACAAGUUUAAAAUCAGUAUUGAGAAGUAUUUCACACCAAGUACUGAGAGCAAAUAAUUUAAAAAUGAAUAUCCAAAUGUAAACAUUUUUAACUGCUUCAGAAGGAGUUGUCAUUUUAGAUGCUUUUAUUUUCACACAUUUCCUGACACCUCUCUUCAGGUCUUGCCUUCAAAUGACAGAUACUCUAUAAUUUGUCUAUCGUGCUCUUAAAAACAAGUUCUUCACCUGAAGUGACAUACAGAGAAUGUUAGACACAAUUUUGUUGAUGACAGUUUGAAACAGAUUUUCAUACAGUUUUGUACAAUGACAAAAAAAGCAUUAAAGCAAACAACAUUUUCUCUUGGUUAUGUA
Molecule: messenger RNA, 1218 nt
Organism: Monopterus albus (swamp eel)
Lineage: Eukaryota; Metazoa; Chordata; Actinopteri; Synbranchiformes; Synbranchidae
Product: eukaryotic translation initiation factor 4E-binding protein 1-like
Exons: 3
Coding region: 270-623 (117 amino acids)
Biological process (GO): negative regulation of translational initiation
Cellular component (GO): cytoplasm
Molecular function (GO): eukaryotic initiation factor 4E binding
Source: RefSeq, a predicted model, not a curated record